AAUCCCACCAGAGAAGCAAGUCUUCUACUUGCAUCGUUCACACAAUCCAUCCAUCCGUCUGUCACCAUGGCUGCUUCCACAAUGGCUCUCUCCUCUCCUUCUCUGGCCGGAAAGGCUGUGAAGCUCGGCCGAUCCGCCUCUGAUCUUCUUGGAGAAGGAAAGGUCACCAUGCGAAAGUCCGUAGGCAAGCCAAAGCCCAUCUCAUCCGGCAGCCCAUGGUACGGCCCUGACCGUGUCAAGUACUUGGGUCCCUUCUCCGGUGAGCCUCCAUCCUACCUGACCGGAGAAUUCCCCGGUGACUAUGGCUGGGACACUGCCGGGCUAUCCGCUGACCCCGAGACCUUCGCCAAGAACCGAGAGCUCGAGGUCAUCCACUGCAGAUGGGCCAUGCUUGGGGCUCUUGGUUGUGUCUUCCCUGAGCUCCUUGCACGCAAUGGAGUCAAGUUCGGCGAGGCCGUAUGGUUCAAGGCCGGUGCACAGAUCUUCUCUGAGGGUGGGCUGGACUACUUGGGCAACCCAAGUUUGAUCCACGCACAGAGCAUUCUAGCCAUCUGGGCUACACAGGUUAUCUUGAUGGGUGCUGUUGAGGGCUACCGUAUUGCAGGUGGGCCUCUUGGUGAGAUCACUGACCCACUCUACCCAGGUGGCAGCUUCGACCCAUUGGGCCUUGCUGAUGAUCCUGAGGCUUUCGCUGAGUUGAAGGUGAAAGAGAUCAAGAAUGGCAGGUUGGCCAUGUUCUCCAUGUUUGGGUUCUUUGUUCAGGCUAUUGUGACUGGCAAGGGACCUUUGGAGAACCUGGCUGAUCACCUUGCCGACCCUGUCAGCAACAAUGCUUGGGCAUAUGCCACCAACUUUGUCCCCGGCAAGUGAGUGAAUUGAGGAGGCACACUUCCUUCAACAAUUUGUGUACUGAGACUGUUUAGAAAUAAGUUUGUUGUUGGUCAUGUAAAUUAAUAUUGCAAACUAAUGGAAAAUAUGUGAAUUUUGUGUAACAGUGAUUAAUAUUUUCUAAUGUAUUUUGCUUCAU
Molecule: messenger RNA, 1027 nt
Organism: Telopea speciosissima
Lineage: Eukaryota; Viridiplantae; Streptophyta; Magnoliopsida; Proteales; Proteaceae
Product: chlorophyll a-b binding protein of LHCII type 1-like
Exons: 1
Coding region: 67-870 (267 amino acids)
Biological process (GO): response to light stimulus; photosynthesis, light harvesting in photosystem I
Cellular component (GO): plastoglobule; chloroplast envelope; chloroplast thylakoid membrane
Source: RefSeq, a predicted model, not a curated record